Messenger RNA from Polistes canadensis, 1487 nucleotides. RefSeq lists its product as uncharacterized. The transcript has 7 exons. The record is from RefSeq and is a predicted model, not a curated record. The coding region runs from base 147 to 1487 and encodes 446 amino acids. NCBI's taxonomy places the organism in Eukaryota, Metazoa, Arthropoda, Insecta, Hymenoptera, Vespidae.
ACAAAAAAUAAGGAUCAAUCUAACGCGAGUGUUGUUGAUUGGGGUUGGUUUUGUUAUGUGUGUGUUUAUAUACUAUUAUAUUCGUCGUUGAGUUUAAACAUUAACUUCGUGGGAAAUAAUUCGUUCGUCCUUGGAAAAUUAUCAUUAUGGAGGACAUAAGCGUAACAUCAGCCGCAACAACAACCACUCCAAGUACGAAUACGGUUAGUCCUAGCGUGAACGACAUGGAUUGGUUUGCAGGCGUUACGGAAGAAGAAUUGCUCUAUUAUUCCGGUGUCGGGAACGAUGUUGAUUCGUUAUGGGCAGUCAUAGGAAGUUUCGUGCCGCCACCACCAAGGCCACCAUACCUCCCAGAGGAAGGCAUCGCCACCGAUGGACUUACCACCUGUGAUCUGUGCUCCUGGGCAUGGAGAAACGACAGGCAUCCUUUUUCUUUGGAUGGAACACUUGAAGCUUCCGGAGAAAUCGGAUGGGUUUUGACUUUAGUAAUAGUAUCCUUAGUCUCGGCAGGAAUCGGUGCAGUCGUUAUGGUCACACUUCUACAUUGUCGCAGAAUGAAGAACGCAAAUGGCAGAGCGAGUUGUUGCGGCGUUGGUGUUGAAGACCCUAACACUCAGGAAGCUGGCUCGAAUGGUGGAGGGGGUGGGAAUGGCGGUGGAGUAGCCGUUAUACCAGAUCGAGCUCCAUUAGAACUUGAUAAGUUACCCCCUUAUCACGACGUUGCUCCUAGUCCUGGACACAACGUCUGGUCAUGGCUUGGUUCAAGACGAGGGGGUGGUACAACGGGUGUCGUUACUACACCCUUAUCCCUUCCUCAACAUAGGAGAGCCAUGAAUUUACCAGUUGAGAAUCAUUACACCCACAUGCAAACGGACGAGGCACUUUAUGCCGAACUUGAUUCUCAAGCUGCGAGUUAUGCGAGCGAUUUUCAGUUGCAAAUGAGAGGAAGUUCGGCAUACGGCACGACUUCAGCUGGUCAAGACGACGAAUAUCACGAACUGGAUGCUGCAAGAUUGCAUCGCCAUUACGGCACUAGUAACGGAGAUGAAUCUUUGCAAAGGGAAACCCUUAGAACACGACACAGCAAAAGGUUACAAGAACCCGAUUACGAGAUGUAUGAGAACGAGCCACCAACGCCAAAUCAAUUGCAACACCACCAUCAUCAUCAUCACCAUCACAACAAUCAUCAUCACCAUCAUCAAGAUUUAAGAGUGGCCAAUAGAAAUGGCGAACGUCCGUCUUAUCAAAAUACGGCGUAUACCGGAAGUGAUGCAGAACCUGAUGGACCAACGUUGAGUAGUGCGCCAAGUAGCGCAUAUUAUAGUGAUUUGAGUUCAAAUUCAGCUAAUCAACAAAUGCCAUCAAACGUGUCAUCCUCGGCACCAACUACUCAGACGAAUCUUCACCUAAAUCCACAAAAUUUGGAAACGCCGCAAUACAGAUUAGCGGCCAUAAAUGAAAGUACUGUUCCCUCGGAUUACAUUUGA